CCCGUCAUUCCCCACAUUUCUUUGGAUUCACAUAUAGAUGGAAGAGCUUAUGUUGGAUGAUUUUGAAUAAGGUAGACGACGAGAAAGAUAUUUAAGAGCAUGGCGAUUCUCUGGUUUUGAUUUCCAGACAUCCUCAUCCAACAACAGCUCAUCAACCGAUCCAACAAUAAGCAACUCGCCUACCUAACUCCCUAAUCAAACUUCACUCGAAAAAAACCCCUUUACAAACAAACAAACAAGCAACCAUGUCUCUCCAAGCCGAGCUCGAAAACGUCGACGUCGAGUUCGCCAAAGCGCCCGCCGCGAUCCGGGACCCGAUCAUGGCGACGCGGCUCGACUUCGCCAAGUCGUUCGACCCGAGCGGCGCCAUCAAGGUCGGGCAGAAGAUCCCGGGGUUCAGCCUGCCGGACUCGGUCGGCAAGACGGUGUCGAGCGCCGAGCUGCUCGCCGCGGGCCCCCUGCUGAUCACCUUCUACCGCGGCGGCUGGUGCCCGUUCUGCAACCUCGCGCUGCACGCCCUGCAGGCGCGGCUGCCGGAGAUCAAGGCCAAGGGCGUGACGCUGGUCGCUAUCACCCCCGAGCUGCCCGAUAGCAGCCUCACGACGGCCGAGAAGCAGGGGCUCGAGUACCCCGUCCUGUCCGAUGUGGGGAAUAAGUUCGCGCACCAGCUUGGUAUUGUGUGGAAGCAGCCCGAUGAGCUGCGCGAGGUGUUCGCGAAGAUCGGGAAUGAUCUGGAGAAGAGGAAUGGCGAUGACUCGAUGGAGGUGCCGAUCCCGGCUACACUGCUCGUGGACCGCGACGGCACGGUGAAGAAUAUGUUCUUGGACGCUAAUUAUGCGAAGAGGGUUGAGCCGGAUGUUGUGGUGGGGUGGAUCAACGCUCUAUAGAUAGAGCAUUGGGGAUUGGAGAUAGGGGGUUGGAGGUAGUGAAAGAAAGAUUGGAUAAAGAGUAUCUUAUUCGUAUAUGAAACAUUUACAUAUAUUAUGGUCUCGUUAUGUCGCUUCUUCGGAGGAUAUCCAAUAUCAUAUAGUUGCGUCGAAGCCUGAAUAUCCCGGCCCCUAUCUUCGUGUCACAAUGCUCUACGAACUAUGCCUCCUAGGUGAGCC
Annulohypoxylon truncatum is the source of this 1106-nucleotide messenger RNA. RefSeq names its product AhpC-TSA-domain-containing protein. The transcript has a single exon. Lineage: Eukaryota; Fungi; Ascomycota; Sordariomycetes; Xylariales; Hypoxylaceae. Gene Ontology annotation, cellular component: cytoplasm. Bases 246 to 887 code for a protein of 213 amino acids. Gene Ontology annotation, biological process: cellular response to oxidative stress; cell redox homeostasis. The record is from RefSeq and is a predicted model, not a curated record. Gene Ontology annotation, molecular function: thioredoxin peroxidase activity.